UAGUGUGGCGAGGCCAGGAACGAUGGGCCGGAAGCUGGACCUGUCGGGCCUGACGGACGACGAGGCGGAGCAUGUCUUGAAAGUGGUCCAGCGGGACAUGAAGCUGCGAAAGAAGGAGGAGGAGAGGCUGAGUGAGAUGAAGCAGGAGCUGGCGGAGGAAGGCAGCAGAUGCUCCAUCCUCUCCAAGCAGCACCGCUUCAACGAGCACUGCUGCAUCCGCUGCUGCGCGCCCUUCACCUUCCUGCUCAACCCCAAGCGCCUGUGCCUGGACUGCCAGUACAACGUCUGCAAGACCUGCUGCACCUACAGCAAGAGGGACAAAGCCUGGCUCUGCUCUGCGUGCCAGAAGGGCAGGAUUUUAAGGACACAGUCACUCGAAUGGUAUUAUAACAACGUAAAGAGUCGCUUCAAGAGGUUCGGCAGCGCCAAGGUUUUGAAGACUCUGUACAGGAAGCACAUUAUAGAGAGAGGAGCGCUCUCAGAUCUCCCAGAAAGCAGCGUUCACGAGGGAAGCACCGGCAACGACAAUGAUGGCAGCAUCUGUGGCAGUGACUCCGCCUUCUACAAACAGAGUGAAGGACACAGUAUGGCAGAGACGCUCACAGUUGCCCUGCGUGUUGCUGAGGAGGCUAUAGAGGAAGCCAUCGCUAAGGCAGAGGAGUUCAGUGACAGCUUGGAGAAGCAGAAUGAGGCUCGGUAUCUGCAGGACCACAAAGAGGAGCUCAUAGAGGAACUUGCCACGACAAUAGUACAAAAAAUCAUUCAGAGGAGGAAGCGUUCAGAGAUGCAAACAGAGUAUGACUUUGUCUGGCCUCAACCUCAGUCCCUGAUCCAGCCCAGUGAACUCCCCUCUCCCACUCAGCCUCAAGCCUCUUCACAAGGACCACAGGACCCCCUCAAGACCUCCUACUCUCUCUGGCGGUCGCGGUCAGCAUUCUCCCUCACCAGUGACGACUCCCCGGAGAAGGGUCCAGAGGAGGAGGGUGCCGGGGCGGGCGGCGGCUUGCAGGACUACGCUUCUCUGAAGAGAGAGGGAAAGGCCACGUCUUUGCCCAGCUGGAAGAGUGUCGACCGCCUGGACAACUCCAGUGCAUCCUCAGUGCUCCAGAGCCCAGACGGUAACUGGAUUGCUCUUCACAGCUCACAGCUGUCUCGGCCCAGCCUGCUAACCAAGAGGAAGAGCCUGGUGUUCAGCGUGUUAGAAAAGGAGUCCGGCGUUGUCUCAGCAUACGACGAGAUGGGAUCUGACUCCGAGGACAAUGACGAAGGCGGCUGGGGUGCUGCAUUGAGACAGUUCCGGCGCAAACUUUCUGAUGAGACGUACUACACAGACUCGCAGCAUGACCCAGAAUGGACGUACACGCAGCACCUUCCCAUUACCUCACCGUCCUCUGGCCAGUACACCAACACAGAGACUCUCAACUCAGACUCAGAGGCCUCAUCAGUGCUGUCCGCCUGUCCUCGCAAACCGCCUCACAAUCUGAUGAGGAAGAAAGGACCACCGGACACACACCUGCACCCUCAUCACCAGCCGCUCUAUCACCAACACAUCCACCAGAACUUCUCUCCGUAUCCACUCCACUCAGAGGCACUGGAUGUCAACUUUAACCCUAAGGUGAUGGGAGACAGCAGCGAGGCCGAGGAGCGGCAGAGUGACCCGGUCAGAAGAUCACGGCGACGCAGGAAAAGCAAGAGAGAGUCAUCAACUGAGCAGAGCAAACCUGGAGGCCAGAGCCAGACACAGUCAAUCUACCCAUUAGCACAGGAGAAUAGUGGUUUUCUACUCAAUGCCCUUCUCAAGAGAGGUCUAAGUGAGGAACAGUCAGUACCUGACACUAUGUCAGUGGCCACAGCUGCACCAGACACCUUCAAAUUAGAUGCCAUGACACCCGAGCCAGAGGACUUGGACACAGUGGCCCCGAAUUCAGCAGCCCCCAGCCCCCCACAGCCCCACUCUCUGCCUCCAGGGUCCCAGCACCCGCUGAGCAGCACGGGGCCUGGAGACCCUCUGGAAGAGGAGCUACGUUCCAGACUCAGCCAGCUGGUCAGUCGUGCCAACAGCAAAGACAGCAGCUCAUCUGAGGAGGAGUGCACAAAGCGGCCCGCGGACAAACAGACAGAUAAAGAAAGUGACAGACAGAGAGAGAAGACGAGGCCAAAAGACACUGAAAGAGAAAGGCAGAGGGGAAGUGACAGAUUAAGAGACAGGGCCAGCAGUAAGGAAAGAGAGAAAGCAAGUGAAAUAGUGGAACAAGUCAACGGACAAGAGGUGAAGAGGAGUGAGAGACUGAUAAAGAGUCAUUCAGUGAGAGAGGAAGGAAGAGCUCGGGAGAGGAGGUUAGAGAUAGGAGUGGAAUGUUUGGAGGCAGGCGACCACGAGGAAAAGAGAGGAGAUAAGAGAGAGCCCAACAGACAAAGUAAGAGACAACAUAAAAGAGAUGUGGAGAAGGAAGCAGGACAAAGAGGAGGAGCAAGGAGGAGUGGAUCCAGCGCAAGCUCACCUGCUGUUACACCUUCUUCCCAGGAGGGGGUGCUGUCGGACAACCAGGAGGGACAGAAUGACUUCGAGCAACAGCAGAGGCUUCAGUUGCUCUCCUCUCUCUUACAGCAGCAGAAGUAUUCAGCGGCCUCGCUCUGCAGCAUCACCACAGAGGUGCUGAAGGUUUUGAACGCUACAGAGGAGCUGAUUGGUGAGGCGGGAGGUGAGACCUACACCCCAACUGAGUCCAUGAGUGCUUCUCCCAUCUCCAGCAGCUCUGAGACGCGCAGGCUGGACCAGAGGCUGACCAAGAUGGAAGAGAAUGUUUACUUGGCUGCUGGUGCUGUGUAUGGGCUUGAGGGGGCGCUGGGGGACCUGGAGCGGUGUGCCCGCAGUAUUCGAAGUGGCACCACAGACACAGAGCUUGCCUUCCUGGAGGACCAAGUGGCCACUGCAGCUGCUCAGGUUCAGCAGUCUGAACUACAGAUUUCAAACAUCGAGGCCAGGAUAUCAGCUCUGAAAACAGCUGGGUUGAAUGUGACUGUCUGCAAUCAUUUCUCCAAGUUUAAGCCAAAGGCUAAGCCUCAAACCCUGGACACAUCACGUCAUCAAAGGAGGAAGCUUCCAGCCCCUCCACUGAAAGAAAAGUUGGAGCCAGAGCAGCAGGUGAGAGCGUAUCGGCCGUAGUGACAGUCAGCAGCACAAUGAGUCCCUCAGGGCCACUUCAGAGCCCCAGGGACAGGGGGCCCGUCUCAUCCAGUGCCUUUACCCAGUGUCCGCCUCCAGCUCCAGGCCAAGCAGGGGCCAACACCCGCCCUGUGUGACCCACCAAGCACUCAGCCCUCAGCCAGGCACGGUACCCUGUCAGUCAGAUGCCUCACAGAGGGGAUGACCGGCUCUUUCCUUUUUUCCACUUUCUCCUCCAUCUCUUCCUCCUCACUACGCACAUAACAUCAAGCAAGGAUGACUCGACAGUCUGUGUCUCUGCCUUAAAAAUCUGCAAACACUCCUCGUGACCCAACUGAAAAAGAAUAUCUGUACAGACAAAAAAUAACUCUCAUUUCCUUUUUCUAUCUGUUUGCAAGAGUAUUGUGAUUUGCUGUACAAUGAAGACGUGGAAAAAUCAUGUGAAACUUUCUGUGAUUCAGUGUCCCAAAAAGAGGCUGAGCCGUGUUUUAUACCGCAUCUUCUUUCUCACCAGAUGAAAUGUGGAAGUGAGCUCAUACUGUAAGCCCCUUCAGAGCUUUUCUGGAUGAUUGUCCAUUUUCACACACACACACACACACACACACACACACACACGCAGCUUUCAGACGGUAAAACUCAUUUGGGGAAUGAUUGUAACACCUGCGACAUUUUAACCAUUUUCAGAAUUCAUGCACUUACCAGAAAAUAACUGUUUAGGUACGCUAAGUGUCAGGGCCAAAACAUUUUGUCCACCCUUCCUGCUACUAAAAUUGCUAGAUGGCAAUAAUGGAACACAAAGCACACUUGAGAAAUCAGUCAUUCUUUGUAAACAGCCUCAAAAAAAGUUAAAGGAGUAGUUCUGGGAAAUAUUUGCUUUUUUGAUAGGAGUUACAGGAGAAGAUCGAUGCCACUCCAAUAGAGGGGCAAGGUCCCUCUGCCUCCAGUGUCCCCAGUGGGAGCUUAUUUAGAAAAAAAAAAAAAAAAAAAGCAUGGAAGUCGAUAGCAAUGGAAAAAUAUUGUAAAAUUUGAAUUGUACCAUGAAUUGCACAUACGUUUGUCGAUUUUGCAGGUCAAGAAAGUCAUUAUUUGUUGUAGUACCAUUUAGUUUUGUAUGAAACCACUUAGUUGUCUCACACAAUACGUCACAAACACCAGCUAGCUAGCCAGGUAACUUGCCUAUGUUCCACACUCAAAUGUAACGUUAACUUACCUGAUGUGUUUAAUUCAGCAAUUCCUGGUCUUCCUGGUUGAAACAAUGAGCAAGACCCAAUUAGUGUAGUCUUUCUAAUUAAGUUUUUUUUACAGUCUUAAGCCCUGUUUCCACCAAACACUUUUAGUAUGGUACCUUUGGAACCAAAAGUAACCAUUCUGACAUGGUACCUAGGGCCGCUUAGUGUUUCCACUACAAACAGUACUCUUAAAUGUGGGUGGGGUCGUUGUCACUCACUGCUCCAUCCAGCACUCACUGUCACAAAGGGAAGUCCACACUUUGUUAGUGCAUUUAGUCCUUCUCAAGCAAGCGUAGGGGUUUAGUAGAACCCAAAGGAAUAACGCUCCACAAUGUUUUUUUUCUCCAAGUAAGUAUUAGAAUAUACACAGUUCACAUAAUCUGUUCGAAAAUAAUUUAUAGAUUUAAAUGCUUGAAGAUCCACUCAUUACUAGAAGUGUAUGUCAUCCAUGAGAGACAAGAAAAACAAUGGGAAUGGUCAAAGUUGUCAUAUUGAAAUUUAAGGUGUGCUGUUGGAUUUUGUUGUCAACUGAUACACUGACUAACAUUACAAGUAAAUGUUCCACCUUUAAAGUUGGCGGCAGUGAAUUAAAUUAUUUUUUCUCAGUCUACAGCUGCUGCAAGAGGCAGCAAAACAUCCUUUCAUUUUAGAGUUUACACAUCGAUGUAAGACUUGCCACAGUACAAAUGUAACAUUGAGUUGCUUGAUGCGUUUUAUCCAGGAACCCCAGGUCUUUUUAUCAGCUGGGAAGCAAAAAAACAAGCUAGACGCAACUUGUGUAGUCUUUCUUUUUUUGUUUUCUGUCUUUUCAGCUAACAGUUUUACAAUAAAGUUCAAAAUGAUCUUUUCAUUGACAAAUGGUACAAUUCAAAUGGGAUCAAAAAAGUAUUUGUCGCUCGCCAUUAACUAUAGUGCAUAUUUUUUUUUCCACUGGAAGGGAAAGGACUUCGACUAAGUGUGUAGCUUGUUAGCUUAGCUCAGCAUAAGAACUAAAACCGGGGAACAGCUAGCGUGACUGUUAAAAAAGGUAAACAUAUUAGCCUAGCAGCACCUCUUAAGAUCACUGAUUAGCAUAACACAUUUUUUAUGUUUAAAUUGUACCAAAAGGCAGAUAUUUUUACAUUCAGACUUUUUCUCCUGAAUUUUCCGCCUUAUUUUGGUCUUUAAGCUAAGCUAAGCUAACGACGGUAGCUUCAUAUGUAGCGUAUAGACACAAGAGUGGUAUCACUUAUCAUCUAACUCUCAGCAAGAAAGUGGAAAAACAUAUUUCCCAUAAUGUCCAUCUAUUCCUUAAGUAAACUGUAUAGAUUUACUGGGAAAGUGCUCUCCCAUUUAUUCAGAAAAGGAAAAUAACUACUCAGUACACAUACACACUCGCAUACACACACACACACACUACAGCCUUAACGUGGAAGCUGUGUGGACAUUCAAAUGAGUGAAAAUAAGAUUUUGAAUAGCGUCUGAAUGUCAGACAGACUCAGCUCAGCAGAGGUCUCCAUAGGUACGACAUUCAGGUUUGGUGUUGCAGCCCUCGUGCAGUAUUCUUCAACCCAAAGUCAUUUUCUUCCUCUGUCAUUUCUUCGUUUACGUUCAAACGUCGUGGCCUUUUAUUUGAACAAAAAAAAAGUAUUUUCAUGUUUCCACUUCGCUGGGUCAUGUCCGAACUUUUCUGUUGCAUUCAGAAAAUCUUGUAAAGAUUUUUACAUAAAGAAGUCUGACGGGCUAUAUUACAGAUGCCAUGAAACCAUGAUUUUGUUACGAGUAAUUUAUUUUUGUACUUACUGAACGUUUUUAUGCAAUACCACUGAAACAAGUACUAUUGCAAAUUAAAGGCUUUAUUCUCUCCUCAAAGGAGCCCUCCUCAGUCAGUCCUAUCAGACUCUCUCAUGUGUGAUGACUCAAAGUGCUUUCAGUGUACGCCUGCAUUUACCAUUUGAUAUUCUGCCGGUAAUGACGGUGGUAAAUGUCACUAAAACACGGGUGGCUGGAGCGGCUAGUACGAUUCAUACUGUAUUUGUACUCCUUAAAAACUAGAUCUGAGAAUACUGCCUUUCAUUUUUGGGUUAUUUUUCUUUACUUACACCACUCAGAAUCUCAGUUAGCCAUGCAUACGGUUGUCAGAGUUUAUGCUGUGGCUACAGCUCAAGAGCAGAGCUGUUUUUUUCCUGAUGGACUGCUUGAACUAAAAGGUGUGAUGAUCUUCUGAAUGAAUGCUCUGCCCCUUCUAUUAGUAACCUUUUCAUCCCAGCCUUUCACAUCUCGGGUUUUGCACAUUGAUCCUGUACUUUUGUCAAUCUUGUUCUCCAGAGGUGUUGAUGUAUUAAAGCAUGUUUCUGGUUUUAUCAAAAUUGAUGUAAAAUUUCCCAUGAGAAGCACAGCCACAAGGGUCCAAUCAUCAGUGUCCUGUAUUUUUCUAAUGUAAAAAAAAAUAUUAUCUCAUCAAAGAAUUUAUUAAUAUAUGUAUAUGUGUGAAAAGAUGGAUAUGAUAUAGAAUAAUAUGUGUAUUGCCCAAUCAUAGUUGACCAAUCUUUCAGUGUUGUGUGCAAGAGACUGUGUAUAAUUGUCAUAACUUGUAGGGCUGGAUUCGCACAGGAAGUUAAUUACUACUGUAACUGUGUCCCAGAUACUCCAAUGAGAUUAGAUUCACACAGAGCUAAAGACAGAUCUCACUUUUGUUCCUGUUUAAAUCCGGUGUGAAUGACUACGAUGAGGUUCACUGUGCACAGCUCCACAGGCGGGCCAUUCACUUUUAUGUGCAAUCGUUUGUUGCGAUCCAUGUGACAUGUUGGGGAAAAUAUUAACAAGCAAAAAAUACAGAUUCUCUAUGUGCCACAGUACUCUGAGACAAAAAUGUAUUACGAAAUGAAUAAAAUUUGCAAACUUAAA
This is a messenger RNA of Epinephelus lanceolatus (giant grouper), 7281 nucleotides long. RefSeq names its product myosin VIIA and Rab interacting protein b (gene myripb). Lineage: Eukaryota; Metazoa; Chordata; Actinopteri; Perciformes; Serranidae. Gene Ontology annotation, molecular function: actin binding; myosin binding; small GTPase binding. Gene Ontology annotation, cellular component: cortical actin cytoskeleton. Gene Ontology annotation, biological process: intracellular protein transport. The record is from RefSeq and is a predicted model, not a curated record.